UCAGUCACCAGCGCACCGGGGUAGGGUGUCCCCGCCAGUGAAGCCGCCGCAGACUCAAUGCAACGCGGAGGCGCGACCCAAACAGCGGCGCUGCAAUCCGUUAAAAACGAAAUCAACACCGGCAGAGGAGCAGGCGCCGGCCGGAGGACCCCCACACAGAGAUACUUAGUAUUUAUUUUUUAAAUUAACAUUUUGUAAUGUAUGAAGGGGUGCGAGGUUUCACAAGCUCCUUGCUGAUAUCGCAGUAGCGAGUGACAGCCCCCCCGGUUCACGGAGUCCAGCUGCCUGCGUGUGAAGAAGCGCCGCUUUCUGGAAACUGUACCGCCGGAGCCCCCCAGCCUCCCCGCUCCCGCUGGACAGGUACCGCUGCAGCACCCACUCGUCCCCAGGCCGGCGCGGAAGAUGAGACAGGCGGCCGGGCUCUGCUUGUUGUCCGGGCUGCUGGCUCUCUGCGGUGCCGCUGCCGCGGUGCCCAGCCUGGCAGACCGGGUCAUCUGGGCGGUUAACUGCGGCGGAGAGGCGCACACGGACGCGCACGGGAUCCAGUACAAGAAGGACCCGCUGGAAGGGAAGCUCGGCAAAGCUUCGGACUACGGCAUGCGUUUGCCGAUCCUGCGGUCCAGCCCCGAGGAUCAGAUCCUGUACCAGACGGAGCGCUACAACGAGGACUCCUUCAGCUACGAGGUGCCCAUCCGCGAGGAGGGCGAGUACGUGGUGGUGCUCAAGUUUGCUGAGGUCUACUUCGCACAGUCCCAGCAGAAGGUGUUUGAUGUGAAGCUGAACAGUCACUUCGUGGUGAAGGACCUAGAUAUCUUUGAUAAGGUGGGGCACAGCACUGCCCACGACGAAAUCGUCCCCUUCAGCAUCGUCAAGGGCAAGCUGAGCGUCAACGGAGAGGUGUCCACCUUCAACGGCAAGCUCACUGUGGAGUUCGUCAAGGGUUACUACGACAACCCCAAGGUGUGCGGGCUCUACGUCAUGAAGGGAACCGUGGAAGAUGUGCCCAAGCUGCAGCCUCACCCGGGCCUGGAGAAGAAGGAAGAAGAGGAGGAGGAGGAGGAGGAGGAGUAUGAGGAAGGAGGGGAGGGGAAGAAGACGCCGGCCGCCAAGCACCGUGUCCAGUCCGGCCCCCGCACCCCCAACCCCUACGCAGCCGACAACAGCAGCCUCAUGUUCCCCAUCCUCGUGUCGUUCGGAGUCUUCAUUCCCACGCUGUUCUGUCUCUGCCGCCUGUGAGUUCACAACAUGAUAUUGAAAAGUGACACCUUCCCCCUGAUGCUUCAGCUGGCUGCGCCCUUAGACUCAACUUCACGGACUAGGAAUCUGAACUGCAGUUCGGUUUCCAGACAGUGUCUGCUUGGAGGGAGGAGACGUGCUUUCUUUCUGUGUGUGUGUGUGUGUGCAUGGUCUGUGUCUGUGUCUUUGCGAGUGAUUUGAUGGUGCUGUUAUGAUGUGCUGUGAAUACAGUGGAAAGUUUGCUAGCCAGAGAUGGACGCUGUCUAGAGCGCCAUGCCUUCAGAACAGUGCUUGUGGACCCCUUUGCGUCUCCGUUGGCUCUUCACCUGCUGAAUGGAAUCAAGGAGCCGAGAGACAUUGAAGAAAGAGGUCCUGCCUGCUCUGCAGACUGGGGGACUAUCUCCUCAAUGGGAUUGGUGCAGAGGUGGGCAGGCUGUCUGCUCCAACGCAUCCUAUUGGCUGCCUCUACCUGGGAGGGUUGUUAAGAUAAAGCCUUAGUCUAGAGGACUAACAGGACGUUGAGGGUUUUUAAAAAAAAAAAAUUCUGUUAAGUCCUUUCCUGCCUCUCUUGCAGCCCUGCAUUAUCAGUUAUGUUACCCUGGGAAGUGGAAAAGGUACUGGAUGACAGUUACUGUUGCCGUUAGACAAAAGUUAUUUUAUUUAUUUGUUUUUUUGUCUUAUUUUCUUUCUUUCUGUAGCAGUAAGGUAGCAAUUGUAAAUGGACUGCAGUAUAAAAACUAGAUUACAAGCCCACCCCACCUCCCAGCCCCCCUCUUGCCAUACAGCUUGACGACACAUAAAGCGACCUCGAUUAUCGCCAAACACCCCGUUAUCCAAACCGAGCGAGUUUCCUGGGCUGCUCGGACCCUGCGUCUGUCUAGAAGCCUUAACCUCAACCAGGGUCCUUCCAGGGGCUACUGUGCCAGCCUAGCCCAAGUACUGCCCCUCCCUGCCUCUAGGGGGUGCAAGAUGCUAGUCUGCCACCACAGCCCCGUGCAACCUUUGAACUGGAGAUGUUUAUCCCAGUUACGUAUGGUACAGUUGAAAGCUGUCGGGUAUCUGCUUUGAGAUAGAAUAGACUGUCAAUCUGUAUUGGCUCUAGAAUACAUACAUGCAUACAGCACCAUGUUGUGGCACUGCCACCUCCUCCCCUAGACUGUGGACAGCCUUAAUCCGUCAUCCUGUGGCUGCUCCCCAAGAGCUAAGCCUUGCUCCAGUUGUGCCAAACUCCUCUUUAUUGCAAGGUGCUCUGCCUGCCUGCCUGCCUGCCUGCCUGCCUGCCUGCAAAGAGCUUAGUGAUAUUUUUUGUGUUUUUUUUUUUCACAUUGGGUUGCAAACGGUACUGUAAAUAAAUUUUAAUCUUUGA
Messenger RNA from Polyodon spathula (Mississippi paddlefish), 2602 nucleotides. RefSeq names its product malectin-like. Lineage: Eukaryota; Metazoa; Chordata; Actinopteri; Acipenseriformes; Polyodontidae. The transcript has 6 exons. Gene Ontology annotation, cellular component: membrane. The coding region runs from base 403 to 1236 and encodes 277 amino acids. Gene Ontology annotation, molecular function: carbohydrate binding. The record is from RefSeq and is a predicted model, not a curated record.